Messenger RNA from Amborella trichopoda, 1328 nucleotides. Its product is annotated as Chaperone DnaJ-domain superfamily protein. The record is from RefSeq and is a predicted model, not a curated record. Lineage: Eukaryota; Viridiplantae; Streptophyta; Magnoliopsida; Amborellales; Amborellaceae.
ACUUGUUCUCUCUAUUCGACGGUGAAUCUCUCCCUACCAAUCAACAAUUCUCUCUCUCUCACUCUGUCUCUCUCUCUCUCUGUUGACGUGAUUCGUUCUUUCUCUGUAAGAGAAUUGUGGCGUAUGAGAGAGAAGGGCGCUUGUCUGCCAUGACCCUGAGAUUAUUAUAUGAAAAGAGGAGCUAAAUAAAUUUGUGUGUUUUUGGAGGAUAAUGGUAUUUGAGAACCACUCAAAUACCAUCUUCUUGAUUUUGAGGAUGCCCUCUGUUAGAGAAGAAGACAGUAGUAGUAGUAGCAGCAGGGAGACAAGGGAGGGGGAAGAUAGGGCAUGGAGAAACACCAGUAUCAACAGGAGGUUAGAGAGAGAACAAUCGCCAUCGCGGAUGUGGGGUGCAUUGCUUAUUUUCGGAUUGAUAGGAACCACUUACGCAGUUGGGCAAUUACGUAGGACUGUUUAUUGGCUCUGGUCACAGAUGAGCAGGUCGCAGUCAUACUCCUCAUGGAAGGGUGCAACUAAUAAUUCGAGCUUUAGGGAGGAAGCAUGGAAAAGAUAUAAUCGGCGAAUGCAGGAAGAAUAUGAGGAGGAAAUGGAGAGAGUGGAGCGUAUAAGGCGUAUGCAAAGUGUGUUUAACAGAGAGAGAAACAAGUACAAGAAGAGUUAUGAGAGCUGGAGAGAUUAUGGCCCUGGAGCAUAUCGACAGUACCAGAGGGAUGACUGGUACUGGAAGACUGAUACAUCUUACAAAGAUCAAAAAGCUCACUCCAAAACUCAUCCUAGCGACACUGGAGGUGCAUCACUAUCUCAUCACUAUUCAGUUUUGGGCCUUGACAGGUAUAGAGCCCAACCAUAUACUGAGGUCGAGAUUAAGACUGCUUUUAGAGCAAAGGCCAAAGAGUAUCACCCAGACCAAAACCAGGGGAAUGAAGAGGUGGCCGAGGAAAAGUUUAAAGAGGUGAUGACCUCUUAUGAGGCUAUCAAGUCUGAAAGGAAGAAUGGAAAAGCUUGAUGUUUUUAGCAAUUCUACUGUAAUAUUGGAAAUCAUAGGUUGAGAAAAUUGAGUUGAUUUCAUGUCAUUUAACGGAAGUUCUUGAUCCUUAUCGCUUUUUUUUUUUAGCUUUGGCAUCAUGCUUCUCAUAUUUUUUUGUGUAAUUGUACAUAUCGCGGGUCACAUGUAGAUAGAAGAAUAAAUAUACGACUAUAUGCUCUGGAAAUUCAGUUGGUGCAAGAGAAGUGCCUCACACUGCCCAACACGAACUGUUUGUGCAUGCAUAGAUUGCAUGAAUGAUUCUUAUUAUGUUACUGAUGUAACAGCUGGCCUUCUUUUCUUU